CACCUUGGCUCCCGCCGGACGCAGUUUCCACACGUACUGGCGAGCUGCGGCCCGGCAACUGAGUGGCUGCCUUCUGCGGAGUGGGCAGCCUGGUGGUGGGAGACGGAGAAGAGUGGAAACCGACAGUUCUUCCUCCAUAUCUUCCCCUCCAGCGGGACGACCCCAAGCUGCGGCACGUACUUCCGGCGUCUCUAGGUGGACGAUUAGAAAGCGCGAAGGCCUUUGGAGACGCGGCGACAGUUCCUCCCGCCUCCCAGACACGGCCUCUGACUUCCGAGAGGACAGCCACUCACCGCAAAUUCUCCUCCGGCCGGAGACCGGCCGCCCAGUUCCUAGCAAGAUGGGCAGCUCUCAAAAAAGACACAAACAGCUGAAGGAUGGAUACCAUUGCAUAUAUUAAAAGCAUGUUGAAAGAAAAAUAAGGAAACCAGGACUGUCAGUAUGAAUCAGUCUAGAUCUAGAUCAGGUGAUGGUGGUGAAGAAACUUCAUCUCAAGGGCAUAAUCAUCGUGAAAAUGAGAGAAGAUGGCAGCAAGAGCGUCUCCACAGAGAAGAAGCCUAUUACCAGUUUAUUAAUGAACUCAACGAUGAAGACUAUCGACUAAUGAGAGAUCAUAAUCUUUUAGGCACCCCUGGAGAAAUAACAUCAGAAGAACUGCAACAACGAUUAGAUGGAGUGAAGGAACAACUAGCAUCACAGCCUGACUUGAGAAAUGGGACAAAUAACAGAGACUCAGAAGUCCCUAGAGAAAGUUCAAAUGAAGAUUCUCUGCUAGAAUGGUUGAACACCUUUCGUCGCACAGGAAAUGCAACUCGAAGUGGACAAAAUGGAAACCAAACUUGGAGAGCUGUGAGUCGAACAAAUCCGAACAGUGGAGAGUUUCGGUUUAGUCUGGAAAUCCACAUAAAUCAUGAGAAUAGAGGAUUUGAAAUUAAUGGAGAAGAUUAUUCAGGCAUUCCACUUUCAGAUUUUAGCAGGGAUCGUACUAGCAAUAGGCAAGAAAGAUCAACUAGUCCUGUGGCUAGGCGAACAAGAAGCCAAACUUCCAUGGAUUUCAGUGGUAGUAGUUCCAACAUUACAAGGACAAGGCUUGGUUCAAGGGGGCAGAAUUUAGUCGAAGGAUCACUUUCAACACUGGGAAGGUUAAGGAAUAGAAUUGGGCGGGCAGUUGGCAUUCCUAGAACUAGUGCUUCACGUGCUAAUUUUAGUAAUCACACAAACCAAUCAGGUGGUAGUGAACUCAGGCAAAGGGAGGGGCAGAGAUUUGGAGCAGCACAUGUUUGGGAAAAUGGGGCUAGAACUAACGUUACAGUGAGAAAUACAAACCAAAGAUUAGAGCCAAUAAGAUUACGGUCUGCUUUCAGUAGUCGAAGCCGUUCACCAAUUCAGAGACAGAGUGGCACUGUUUAUCAUAAUUCCCAAAGGGAAAGUAGACCUUUACAGCAAACCAUUAGAAGGUCUGUGAGGAGGAGAGGUAUAACUCGGGUCUUUGUAGAACAAGAUAGAGAACGCAGAGGUACUGCAAGUGCCCCAUUCUCUAAUUCAAGACUUGUGUCAAGAAUAACAGUAGAAGAAGGAGAAGAAUCCAGCAGAUCCUCAACUGCUGUACGACGACAUCCAACAAUCACACUGGAUCUUCAAGUGAGAAGGAUUCGUCCUGGAGAAAAUAGAGAUCGGGAUAGUAUUGCAAAUAGAACCCGCUCUAGAGUAGGGCUAGCAGAAAAUACAGUCACUGUUGAAAGCAAUAGUGGGGGCUUUCGCCGAACUAUUUCUCGAUUAGAACGGUCAGGCAUUCGAACCUAUGUUAGUACCAUAACAGUUCCUCUUCGGAGAAUUUCUGAGAAUGAGCUUGUUGAGCCAUCCUCAGUGGCUCUUCGGUCUAUUUUAAGGCAGAUCAUGACUGGGUUUGGAGAACUGAGUUCUUUAAUGGAGGCUGAGUCUGAGUCAGAAAUUCAGAGAAAUGGUCAGCAUUUACCAGAGAUGCACUCAGAACUGAGUAACUUAGGUACAGUUAAUGAAAGCAGCCAGCACAGUGAAGGUUUCUCUCAAGACAGGCAAGCCCAAGAAGACAGCACUGAAAUGCAAGCUGAAAAUGAGACAACCCAGCCUCAGACUCAAAACAGUGACAGUAGAGGUGGCAGGCAGUUGCGAAAUUCAAACAACUUAGUUGAAACCGGAACACUACCUAUUCUUCGCCUUGCUCAUUUCUUUUUACUGAACGAAGGUGAUGAUGAUGAUCGAAUUCGUGGUUUAACCAAAGAGCAGAUAGAUAAUCUUUCCACACGGAACUAUGAGCAUAAUGGUAUUGAUAGUGAACUAGGUAAAAUCUGUAGUGUUUGUAUCAGUGACUAUGUAACUGGAAACAAGCUCAGGCAAUUACCUUGCAUGCAUGAAUUUCACAUUCAUUGUAUUGACCGAUGGCUCUCAGAGAAUUGCACUUGUCCAAUAUGUCGGCAGCCUGUUUUAGGAUCCGGCAUAGCAAAUAAUGGGUGAAAUGAUGGGAUCUAUUCAAAUAUUGUAUUUUAAUAGAGAUGAAUAUUCAAGCAUUCUUUUGUUGAGUUAUUUGUGAUGAGCUAACCAGGAUGAAAAAUAACAGAUUAUAGUUUGAACUAUUUUUUGUGUGCUUUUUUAACUUGUUAAAAAGAGGAAAUUUAUAUGAAAUUUAAAAUGCAAAUGUUAAAUUAUCCAAAAGUCCAGAAUAGUUAAUAUUGCUAGAACCAAAUAACCUUUAAAAUGUUUUUAUUUUGGUAAUUUUGUCAUGCUAAGCACUUUUGUAUCUGCACAAUUCAGUAAGUUGAAAAUCAGUCUUAUUGUUAAUACUACAGCAGACUUUUCUUGGAUUUUCAAGUUUCAUAGGCUUAGUACUAAGUCAAGAUACUAGUGUCUAAGCCUUUGAAAGAAUGUUUGGCUGAAUGUUUGCUAGAUUUAUUUAAGUUACUUGAAAUGAUAAUUUAAUACACAGUAUACCGUGUGUGUGUGUAUAUAUAUAGAGAGAGAUAUAUAGAUAUAUAAUUUUAAGAUUAAAAUGUCCAGUCUAAAAACUACAAGUUUGAUUCUUAUUUAAGCUUUUGGGCCAAUACUACAUGUGGCACAAUGUUUACUGUUGACAGGAUCAUCUCUGAGAGGAUUAAGAUAUAAUUCUGAAGUAGAAAUAAUUUACUGAAGCGUCUCUGACAAUCUUGACUUACUAGACAGCAAGCAAUAUGUAAUACUGAAUAAGUAUUUCUUUAUUCAGGAAUGGGACAUGGAAAAUUUAGGACUUAUAGAUUAUUUAAGUUGAGUUCAGCCUUUUUGUGACUUUUUUGAAAGUGCAAAUAAUUCUUUGGAUUAAGUAGGGUACACAAGAUGCAUGGUUUCUCAAAUUUAGUUCUAAAAAAAAAUCUAUUAUAAAGAAUCAAAUGCAUAGAUAAUAUGUUAAGUUUACUUGGAGGCCAAAAAAACUCCAAAGAAAAAAAAGAAGAAACCUUAAGAGAAUGUAGAGUUUCUAUAAAUACAAAGUAUGCAUUGAAGAUCUAUUUCUACCAAUAAAUAUUUGAACAAAGACUGAAUGUGAAUUAUUUUUUUCUAUUGCUCCACUAUAGCUUAUUCACCCCCAAAAUAUUUAUUUCAUACUGGGUGCCAAGCAGGUGUUGAGGAUUCUUCAACUGUCAGGUAGACAUAAGUCCCUGUCUUCAUGGAAAAGACAUGUUUGCUCUUAGAAGUUAAAGAUCAAUUGAUAACAUAAAUUACUGUUCUUACUUUCAUGUUUACUUAUGAACAAAUGUUAGAUGAUAAAACUUGUCUCUUGAUUGUAGUGGCAAAUGGUGAGAUCAUUUUCAUGUUUCAGGAGGAUGACUUUAUUACAGCAAACAGAACACACGAUGGAAUAGAGAGAAAUGAGAAGCAAAGAAACCAAUAAAGGAACUAUUGUAAUAAGACAUCAUUAUCAUUUUUAUUACCAGGUGUCAUCAACAUUAUCAGUUACCUAACAGGGUGAUGACAGUGAAACUGGAAGAAAAGAGAAGGGUGUAAAAAUGUUCUUGAUCUCUAGUUCAGUAUGAAGAGAUAGAGAAUCAUUCACAGAGGAAGAGAGAACUACCUGAGUGGAGGAGGAGGCACUGAUACAAAUCAGUUACAAAGAAUGCCAAUUUAAGGGGUGUGGUGGUGCAUACUUGUAGUGCUGGCUACUCAGGAGGCUGACAGGAAUAUCAUUUGAGCAUAAGAGUUGGAGACUAGCCUGGGCAACAUAGUGAGACCCUGUCUCAUUUUUUUUUAAAAGUAUGUAAAUUACUUAAUUUAUACAUCUCUCCCAUGAAUUUCAGUGUUACCAUUUAUCCCUAAUAUGAUGGAAGCAUAAAUCCAGCAUUUAGGGGCUGGGGAGAUAACUCAGUCGG
Messenger RNA from Sciurus carolinensis (gray squirrel), 4373 nucleotides. It is a transcript of the gene Rnf6, whose product is annotated as ring finger protein 6. The coding region runs from base 442 to 2493 and encodes 683 amino acids. The transcript is spliced from 5 exons. The record is from RefSeq and is a predicted model, not a curated record. Gene Ontology annotation, cellular component: cytoplasm; nucleoplasm. Gene Ontology annotation, molecular function: ubiquitin protein ligase activity. Gene Ontology annotation, biological process: positive regulation of DNA-templated transcription; ubiquitin-dependent protein catabolic process; protein ubiquitination. NCBI's taxonomy places the organism in Eukaryota, Metazoa, Chordata, Mammalia, Rodentia, Sciuridae.